AAUUUUAAAACUUAAAUCGUAUAUUAAAAGGACCACAAUAACCCAAACCAAAAGCCAAAAACCCGCCGGUUGACGGUGGUCGCCGUCCAUCUCCACCCACCACCACCACCACAAUAAUUCAAUCAAUUUGACCCUCCGAAAUCCUUACAUCUAAUCAAAUUCAGGUACGUGAAUGGCGUCUUCAUCGGAUCCGUGGACUAGGGAAUAUAAUGAGGCUUCUAAACUUGCUGAUGACAUAACCGGAAUGAUAUCGGAAAGGGCUUCGUUUUCCGGAACGGAAGCGCAGCGGCAUUCUUCCGCUAUUCGUAGGAAGAUUACGAUACUAGGAACUAGACUUGAUAGCUUACAGUCUCUGCUUACUAAGCUUCCUGCUAAACAGCCGUUGACGGAGAAAGAAAUGAACCGACGCAAGGAUAUGCUUGGAAAUUUGAGAACAAAGGUAACACAGAUGGCCACCACAUUGAACAUGUCAAACUUUGCUAAUAGGGAUAGCUUGCUUGGGCCAGACAUUAAGCCAGCUGAUGCCAUGAGCAGAAUAGCUGGUUUGGACAACUCUGGUGUUGUUGUCCUUCAGAGACAAGUUAUGAGAGAACAAGACGAAGGCUUAGAGAAACUGGAGGAAACAGUGAUUAGUACCAAACAUAUUGCUUUGGCAGUCAAUGAAGAACUUGACCUGCAAACUAGACUCAUUGAUGACCUUGAUGAACAUGUAGAAGUUACAGAUUCUCGACUUAAGAGAGUGCAGAAGAACCUAGCUGUUCUCAACAAACGAACCAAGGGUGGUUGCUCCUGCUUGUGCAUGCUAAUGUCUGUGAUUGGAAUUGCUGUCCUAGUUAUUGCUCUAUGGAUGAUAAUAAAGUACUUAUGAUGCAAGAUGUGUCUAGCUCUACUCUGUGUGAAGACUGGCGUCUUAUACUGGUGAUCCGAGUGCUUUGCUUGUGUAAUAAUAUAUGUAUUUUGCUUAAAAUUAAA
This is a messenger RNA of Erigeron canadensis, 972 nucleotides long. RefSeq names its product syntaxin-52-like. Gene Ontology annotation, biological process: vesicle fusion; intracellular protein transport. The transcript has 6 exons. The coding region runs from base 173 to 868 and encodes 231 amino acids. Gene Ontology annotation, molecular function: SNAP receptor activity; SNARE binding. The record is from RefSeq and is a predicted model, not a curated record. Gene Ontology annotation, cellular component: SNARE complex; endomembrane system; membrane. Lineage: Eukaryota; Viridiplantae; Streptophyta; Magnoliopsida; Asterales; Asteraceae.